UUUUUUUUUUUUUUUUUUUGUACAUUAGAAAAUUGAAGAACUUCAAAUUGCUGAACGUGAAUGGAAAUCAGCUGCUAAACAUGGUCAACGUCGUGCAGCUCAACAAAUAGAAUUAAGUCGUUUUCAACAAGAAAUUCGUUUAAUUGCAACAAAAAUUGUCGAUCUUGAACGACGAAUUGAAGAAAAAAAAGCAUUAACAAUUGAAUUAAAAAAAGAAUUUGAUCGAAUUAAAUCUGGUAUUGUUGAAUUAUUAUCUCGUUUUGAAUUAUUAGAAACAAAUUAUAUUAAUAAAGAAGAUGAACUUUGUCCAUAUUUAUCAUGGUUUCUAUCUGAUCAAAUACAAUUAGCUAAAAUCUAUCGACGUGAUGUUGAAGAAUUAAAACGUUUACAACAAGAACAUCUAUCUAAAUUAGAUAUUAAUAGAAAUUUAUUAUCAUUUGAUGAACUUAUUCAACAACAAAUUAAUAAAUAUUAUCAUUAUAGAAAUUCUGAUGAUGAUGAAGAUGAAGAUGAAAUAGAAAAUUCUAAUAAUAAAAUAAAAUUAAUUAAAGAAUUAGAUAAAUUACAUGAAGAACAUGUUUUAUGGUUAAAAAAGAAGAAAAAAGAUUUAAAAAUAACAGCACCAAUUGUUGAACGAUUACAAGAACUCUACGAUCAUUUACAAAUUCUUGAUGUCAAAUAA
This is a messenger RNA of Rotaria sordida, 682 nucleotides long. NCBI's taxonomy places the organism in Eukaryota, Metazoa, Rotifera, Eurotatoria, Philodinida, Philodinidae. The record is from the annotation of a GenBank genome assembly.